Molecule: messenger RNA, 7123 nt
Organism: Aedes albopictus (Asian tiger mosquito)
Lineage: Eukaryota; Metazoa; Arthropoda; Insecta; Diptera; Culicidae
Gene: rib
Product: protein bric-a-brac 1
Exons: 2
Coding region: 1566-3893 (775 amino acids)
Biological process (GO): regulation of transcription by RNA polymerase II
Cellular component (GO): nucleus
Molecular function (GO): DNA binding; protein binding
Source: RefSeq, a predicted model, not a curated record
CGAGAUUCCAAAGGGAAUCUCCUCGAGAUUCCAAAGGGAAUCUCCUCGAGAUUCCAAAGGGAAUCUCCUCGAAAUUCCAAAGGGAAUCUCCUCGAGAUUCCAAAGGGAAUCUCCACGAGAUUCCAGGGGGGAAUCCCCACGAGAUUUCAGAGGGAAACCUCCACGAGAUUCCAGAGCGAAUCUCCAUGCUUCAGGGUUAUUAAAGGGAGUAGAGGACUUAGGCCCUCCAAUAUUUUACAAAUUUGAGACAUAAUCCAUGUACUCUUGCAAAUAGGUCUAGGAACGUAUGGUCGAAAUUCUUUUGUCCCGAGACUCCCAAGUACCCGAAAGAGCUUCAGGAAAUAUGUAGGAAUAUUUUGAAUGAUUUUGAGGUAUUCAAGUUUUUCCAAAAUAUAUUUAAAAUUAGAAACCAUGUUUUUAGCUCUUCCUCAGCCGGUAUUCAUUCUGAUCCCGUGCUAGACAUCAGUUCCUAUUCCGUGCAACGCUACGGAAAGUGACUUGUUAUGAAUGUUGUGUUCCAAAGCGAUGUAUUACUCGCUCAUUCCACCGUACGUCGAUCCUUGUAGUUUAAUUAAUGCUUUUUGUUCAUGUGGAGUUUGUAUAAUCUGCUCGGUGGCACUUAUCGGACAUUCUUCAAAUUUUUGGGUAAUCCACUGAUAGCCAUUGACAAGGAUGCGAUAAUUGCAUGAGCUCUUAGUUAUUGAUUAGCCACGUAUCGGCCAUUGAAGCUUAUGGCAAGUUGUCUAUGGCUGUUUGUUUGACGAAAUUCGCUGUUUGGUACAUUAAAGAUGUAUUUGCUGACAUUCUUAUAUGUAAGAUAGUUGACAAUUGUCAGGCGCAUUUUACCCCACGGAGGUCCUACAUGUCUUCAAAGGUGAGGUGGCCAGAAACCUGCCAGAUCGUAAUUACCCGCUGUUGCCCGCGCAUAGAACCCCCGACAAAGACCUGGAGGACGACGACCACGACAAUACCAGCACUGCCGCCGAACGAGGCCAUGGUUUCGUGUCUUCCUUUUUUUGCGCCCGAAAGCAGGCAAAAUAAUAAAAUUUGCAAAAUUCAAGCUUCCAAGACGCGCUCCAAAUCACGCUUGAUUAGUCACGCGAUGACUUUUUUCCGUGUUCUGUUCCGUGGCCGCCGUUCGGCUGAUCGUAAUCAUGAUUGGGUUGUAAGAACAUUUUUCGCUACUUCAUCGUCUGAAGUGGCUGGGAUUGCUGUCGGUUAGUGUGGUGCUUUCAUCGCCGCCACCAUGCUAUUCUAGGUGGAACUCUUCGCGCUACGAUGCGAUGGAUGGUGAUGGCGGGGUUCUGUGUACACGUGGUGGAAUUUCCCACUCUUCCUGCGCACAUCACUGCGCUGACAUCAUUCGCAAUGAUCUGAAUCACACGGCGCGUUUACUCCGUCUGGAUGACUGGUUGAAACCGACUAUUGGAAGCGGUUAUCUUUACACACCGCUAGCUAGACGGUAAACAAAAACAAGUGAGAUGACCUUGUAAAUUUGCUCAUAUUGACUAUGCGACGUGACUAAACUAUCGUAGGCGAAAUCCAUCAACACCGGAUGGGAUUUAAUGCUAUUUUUGUGUUCCAAUUUAUCCUUUUUACAGGUCAAUUUCUACACAUUCGCAUUCAUCAUGGGUGGCAGCGAAGCGCAAACCUACUGUCUACGAUGGAACAACCACAAGUCCAACUUGGUCGAGAUUCUCGACGCGCUCAUAAAAAUGGAAUGCUAUGUCGACUGCACGAUCUAUGUCGACGAGCAGGUCCAGUUCAAAGCACAUCGUGUUGUUCUAGCGGCCAACUCACCCUAUUUCCAAGCCAUAUUGCAAGACGUCCCCAUGGAUCACUGUACCAUCCUGUUUCCAGGGGUACAGGAGUUCGAAAUGCGGGCGCUCCUGGAGUACAUGUACACUGGAGAGGUGAAUGUCACACAGUCUCAGAUUCCUCGGAUAAUGAAGAUUGCCGAACAGCUCGAAGUCAAGGGACUGUUCGACAUGGCCGACAUAAAGGGACGAUUCGAGAAGAUGGUUGUUGAGCAUGAACGCGAGCGGGAAGAGCCAUAUGCAAGCAAUAAUAACUAUAGCACGAAGCCUCAGCUUCCACCUAGUAAUCAACAGUCCCCACCGGUCAUUUCGACUUCCACAAAUGUUUCAAUUGCUCAGAGCAGUAGCUCAUCUCCGCCGUACACGUACAAAUCACCUUACACGAGCCUAUACGCUCGCACCAGCCCGACCGCCAUAGAAAGAGAAAGAGACCGAGAACGUGAUCGGGAAAGAGACCGGGAACGCGAAUUUGAAGACCGUGAACGUCGUGAACAGUCGUCAUCCUAUUCCCACCCUCCCCUACACCCAUCAUACUCUCACUCAAGUGAACCACCCCACGACGAACAGCCCCAAACCUCAUCCGCCUCAUCGUCCUCCUCGAUUCCGCACCCGUCGCAAAACCUCCGGUGGUCAAUCCCAGGUCAAAUUCCUGUCACCCUGCAUCAACCUCCCCAACUGCACAAUAUGCUCAGCUCAGUGUACGACUCCAGCUCGGACAUGAACCCGCUCAAACGCAAAAAGCUACAAUCCAUGUCCAGCAUGCUUCGGGACACCCCAAUCCUGCGGAACGUUCUUGCUCAACCGAAUGCUGCCGAUUCUUCGCAAUCUUCGCCUGGGUCGUUAUCGCUGCAGCAACUGCCGGGAAUGAAACCGGACGUGGUCGGUGCGUCUGUUUCCGGACAUCAUCAUCCCUCGGAAAUGGCCGGUAGUCAUCAUUCCAACGGCGGAGGGUACAAGCACAUGAAAGAACCUCUUUCACCAUAUGGCGACAAAUCCUACGAUGACGAAGCCAUGCUUGAACCACGCCUGAAUUACAGUGCCGAUGAUGCCCGCCUAGCGUCCUACGUUCCGCAUCAGCAGCAGAAACCCGAAUGGAAGCGUUACAAGCAGUACACCCGAACCGAUAUCUUGAACGCCAUCGAAUGUGUACGCAAAGGUAUGAGUGCCCUCCAGGCAUCUCGCAAAUUCGGAGUUCCUUCGCGAACGCUGUAUGACAAGGUGAAAAAACUCGGAAUCACCACAGGGCGUCCCAUGAACCGAACGAUAAAACGAAGUCCGAGCUCCGGUGGAAGCCCCGCUCCGUUCCCGUACGGUCUGAGCGGAGCUUCGCACAUGUUCGGUCCGGCUCAUCCGGAUCAGCAGAUGCCAUCUCAAUCCCAAAUGCAGCAUGGCGAUGAAGACAAGUCUCGAAGAAUGGAUCAUUCGGGACACCAUUUGCCGCCGACGAUACCUCAUCCGGCUGCGGCUCUCCUCGAUCCGUCAUUCCUCCAGCAGGCUCUGGAGGCACGUGGCGGAGAGGCCCUUCAGGCCAUGGCUUUCGCCGCAGCGGCACACGCCGCAGUAAACGGCAUCAACACCUCUCCCGGAACGCACGGUUCGGCUCGUUCACCUAGUCCAAACGUUCUGAUGAAAUACAUGCGUUCGGUUUCGAUGAGUUCUCCUGAGGAUCGUGAACCUCCUCGUGACCCCAGCGAAGGCGAUCGUCACCACCAUAGCAACGGUUCCGAAGGGUAUGAAAGGCCCGAACGUAGGCCAAGUGAACAUGAAGAUCCUCGAGACGUAAGCGGAGGCACUGAUGAUCUCGUGGAGGACCUGUCGAUGGCGAGGCGUGACCAAGACUCCGACCGUGGAUCGGUUUCGCCACCACCGAUGCCAAGUCAUAUGCAACCUCCGCAUAUUUCGCAGCACCACCUUGGGCAUUCCAUAUCACAGCCACCUCCACCACCUCCGCCGCCUAUGAUGCCACCACAGCAGCAAGGUGUCAUCGUUCCGGCCCCAAGCAAGAUGAAAGAUGAGUAUGCCAUCAAACGGGAAAUGAUGACCGAGUCGAGUAAUCCACCCAUGGAAUCUUCGUAAGAAUGUCGAGUUGUUGGUUUGAAAUCAUUCUUUUCUCACCCGCUCCUUUCCUAUUGUUUGGCUGGAGAGUAUCAUACUUCUCCAGAGGAGCGGGAAAACUUCUUUUCGUACUAUUGUGUUUCCUUACAAAACCUAAAUGUCUAUCAACAGAAAACACUCUAACUCGAAGCUUUUUUCGUUGUACUGUGAAACGGGUAAAAACUAGUUCCCAUUUUUUACUUAUACGUUGAAACAUUUUAUAUUUUUCUUAUUUAAUUGUUUUACGUUUAUAAAGCACGACUAAACGCAGAAAAAAAGACAUUCAAUAUAAAAGCUCAAGCAAACAAAGAUGUGUAAGCACUUUCAUAGAUAGAUAAUUAUUUUUUAUUAAAUUACGGAACAAUACAAACUACGAAGCCGCGCAACAUAAGUUACCUUGAAAUAACCUGAUAAAGCAAUCCCACCUAUUAUUGUUUACAUUAGAAUAAUGCUGUAUUUUAUUUCCAUCUUCUAUAUGUGUAACGUCUAUAAUGCUAAUGCUUAUCUUCUACAGUGUCAGAGAAGGAAUCUCUUUAGUUGACGAAUGGAUUGCAAGGUUGAUCGUAACCAUAAUCAGAAGUAUUUUUUUGCAAAAAUAAAACAAAAUUUUCUGAUUUUGUUUACACUGGGAGCAGAGCUGAUGAACAUUUCGAAGAAAUUUAUGACCUAACAUUUUUUCCUCAAAAUUACCGAAAUUAACAAAAGUUCACAUUUAUAGCUUGAUAAAAAAAAAUUUAAAAGUAGCGGUCAUCUAAUUCAUUAAUGCCAACUACUAGUAUUUUCUACUUUAGGUAAAAAUAAUCGGGCUCUUGAUUCAGGCAAAUCUUCUCGAGAUCUCGCCUAAGUCUUUGUCGAAAGAAAACUAAAUCUCUGCAAUCUACAAGAAUGCGAGACAUCGAGAAUAAAAACCGAGAUUCAGAAUGGCUAAAUACUAAAUUCCCAACAGUCAGAUGUCAAUAAUGAACGUUUUCUGAGUCUUAUCUCCUUUGACUAUAAUAUUAUUUUUUUCUAUAUUUUCUAUCAGACUCUGACUCCACCAACAGCUGAUGCAAUCGUACCAACGCCAUUACCAAUUUAAAACAAUCAACUAACAAAUAACACAAUAGACUGAGCUUAAGUACAUUAAAGCGCAUAUUUUAAGAUCAAUUUACAACCAUUGAUUGGCUUAGAUCGCCAAACUAAGACCAAUCUUGAAAACCGAGGUGCAAUAAAUCAAUACUAUUUUUGAAACUGUUUUCAACUUUUCUUAUUUUGCUAUUCAUCUUAUACACUUUUAUUAACUGUAAAUUAAUAAUUCUUUACCAUAUUUGCAUGCUUUUCUAUUUAAUUUUCCUCUUUUACAUAGUUAUUACAUUUCUGUACUAUAAAACGUUAACAAAUAAAAAACGGAGAGAAGAAAUCAUAUCAGGUUCCGUACUAGACAGUAAUUUUCACAUGUUUCGUUUUAUUCGCAACUUUGAUUGAAACAAACCCCUGGGAACACACUGAAGCAAAGAUUGUAAAUAUCUCUAAAAACGGAAUUCCUUGUUAUACGUUAGGUUAGCCAACACCAACCAACACACUCACUCACGCGCAUGAGCGAACACGCAAACGAAAAAUCAAAGUCUGUACUAUUACUUUAGAGAAAAAAAAGCAUCCUUCACUGCUCUGUUUUAUGGUUAGUAGUAACUAAUUUGUAUUCUUAGAUCAAAACUAGCACUGUUUCUGUAGAGCCAGAACUGUACGAAAUCUUUGUUAAAUUAUCAUCACCAACGAGUGCCUAUGAAACGAAAACUCCUGUUUCUGUAUUUAUGUUCCAAUGCCUGAGGACGUUCUAACUAAAACAAAACUUGUUAAUUUGCGAAGCCAUAUCUCAAUUGGAAAGUUAAGCAAACAAAAAGCAAAAUCAAACAUUUUUAUGAUUAAUUAAAAAAUAAAUUUAAGUAAUAACUGGUAAAUGUGUUGUUAGACUUAGAAGUGAAUCGGAAAGAGCAACCUAUUAGAAAAAAAUACCUAAAACUUUUGUAGCGUUAAUGUGUUUAGAGGAUAGUUGGAAGGAAUGCCAUAUUUGAUUAGUGUUGUAGACUGCAAAGAGGAAAGCGAAUGGAAGGAAUUCAAACUAAUACUACAUUGUUCUCUUUCUAUUGAAAACAAGACUGAUUAAGCGAAAAUUUGUUGUUAGCUAAAAAAAGCAGAAAGAAUCAAAGCUCGAAGCAGGACGGAGACAUUGAAGGAAUAAAAUUGUAAAAUGGAUAGAAAUUGGAACCACAAAAGCAACACUUUUGAAGCAUACUCACUCAGAUGUGAACAUAUUAUUUCGAAUUGCACAUUUAGUUGUUUCUUUGAUUCCGUACUUCUUCCGUUUUGUUAACUUUAAUUCUUUCGAAUAAAUUUUGAAGACUGAUUUAGACUUUUUCGCCGUUUUUUACACUGUAUCGAUUACUUAGAUAUUUAUUCACAACCAGAAGAUAUGAACAAAUAAAGACGAACUGGCAGCGCAAAAUACUAUUAUUAUAAUUCACUAGAAGAAAGCUCAGAGAUAUGGAAAAUGACUAUAUAACGAAAAUAGUGCUGGGGUGAUGCAAUAAUCUAUCGAGAGAAAACGAACACCAACACUUGAAAUAAUUGGAAACCCUGCGGACCAUUGCCGAAGCCAGUAAAAAGUAAGCCGGAUUGACGUGGCAAAUAACCACUGCAAUCACUCCUGAACCCAAAUGCGAAACUGUUAAAUUCAACCCGAAUGUGAAAUGAUUAGUUAAUUAUUAAAAAAUAAGUUCUUUAAUACUAUUUUCGAUAAAUCGAUACCUAAUCACAACUACUAGCAGUAGAAGGAAAUCAAAAAUAAUCAAAACGAAAAAAAAAAAUAGAAACGCAAGCAAGUUCCAAACACAACCUAAUCGUUGCCUAGGUGUUAGAUUUAGCGUUAGAAGAGGUGGUUUGCCACAUAGGGCAAACCGCACACCAUGAGAGGAAAACGGUAUCAAACUGAAGGAUGCGUAGAUGUGUAGUUAAAAUUUUGAUUUAGGAUACGAAAGUGUAUAAGGGCAGGAGAGGCGAUGUGAACGAUGAACAGAUACGGGAGAAAACGUAUGACUUUGAAAGAAAUUUUUCUUUUUGGAAAAAUAAAUGUAUUCUGUAGUUGAGAAAAAGAAAAAAAAAACAAUUAUUCGAUGGGAAACUUUAUAUUAAAUGUAUAGAAAAAGUGGACAUGAAAUAAACACAUUAAAAAUAAA